AAUAUCUUAAUACCAUUUGAUGUUUUCUUGUCACAUAAUUAUUAUGAUGGCACUAGAUGAUGUAUUGUUAUUGAUAUCUUGUUUGUACUUACGUAAAUGAAGAUGUAAUGAUACACAUAAACAUGAGCCAAGAAGAUAUAGACGAAUAUUCAAACUCUAUAAAAAGACUUAAAAAUGAGAGCACUAUAACAGGAAUUAGCGAAGAAGAGUUUACUAAAAUGUAUUUUCAAUCUUUGAAUGAAUUGAAUAGAGAGAGAUUAAAGAAAUCAAAUAGGAAAACCAAUACCAUAUUCGUAAUACCUAUUUUAGUUAUUUUUUUUAUAACAAUAGCAUACAAUUAUAAAUUCGUAUACAGCUGUUUAAUUUGUAAUAUGCAAGAAUAUAUAUAUCCGGGAUUGAGAUUGUUAAGAAAGAUAUCCAUUCCAUUUGUGGCAUUAUUUCCAUCUUUAACAGAAUUUUAUCAAGAGACGUGUCUCAUACAAAACCCAUUCUUUACGGUAGUGGACAUGGAUUGCUGGCCAUGCAGCUCCAUUCAUACUAUUAGAGAAAUCUCCAAUCCUUUACCGAUUCACACACAACAGAGUGCACCAUUCGUUUACAAGACCAAACAACAUUCAAUAAAUUUCGAUGAUAUAAAAAAACUGUAUAUAAAUAAUAGAGAUUUAUUUGACAAAGAGAGUCCAAAGAUCUUAGUGAAUAAUAAUUACUAUGUUUCACCGAGAGAUGUAUUCAAGUCUGAUUUACAGAACAAGGACUUAUUUAUUUGGAAAUUUAAUAACUUUAAUGUAGCCAGGUUACUGAGGCAGAUCAUACCGAGACCAAAAGUUGUCCCAAAGUUUGGUCAAAGCACUGAAAGAUUUAUUAUAAUGGAUUUUAAGCAGGACAAGUAUAAAAUACCAGACACAGAAUGCAACAAUUCUUUCCUUCUAACAUUAAAAGGCAGCAGGAUUGUGGAAUUGAAACCGGCGGAAGAAUGUAAACAUGAAUGCAAAUCAUUCAAAUUGGAACUUAAAGAGAGUUAUUUAUUAUGGUAUAAUUGGUGGUACUGGCGACCUGUGGUUCAACAGUCAUCGAGCAAUGAAACAUUUAUAGCCCAUGUUGGAUCGUACUGUUAAAAUACAAACAACUCUGAGGAACAUAUAAAACAUGUAUUAUAAUUGGUCUAAAAUAAAUUAACUAAAAAUAUUAAAAGCUUAUUCAAACUUUUCUUUUAGUUUUUGUUUAAGUAAAACAGGAACUAGUGAAAUGAGGGCGAAUAUGCUCAGAAUAGUGACCGAAGUCCAGGACCAGGCGUCACUAGUAGAUGUCAGAGUGUGAAGGGUCUGACCAGCUUGGAUAGCCACAAAUGAUGGUGGCGCCACUCCUAUAAAAAAAUAUUAACUCAUAAUAAAUAGUGUACAUAUUGUGUUAAAAAUUAUAAGACAUUGUUAUUUAAUGAAUUAUGUUUUAAAUGUAAUAAAAUAGUUGACAUUCCUA
This is a messenger RNA of Danaus plexippus (monarch butterfly), 1476 nucleotides long. RefSeq lists its product as uncharacterized. The transcript has 6 exons. NCBI's taxonomy places the organism in Eukaryota, Metazoa, Arthropoda, Insecta, Lepidoptera, Nymphalidae. The record is from RefSeq and is a predicted model, not a curated record. The coding region runs from base 108 to 1115 and encodes 335 amino acids.